CCAUUAUCCCAUGUAAAUAGGACUGAAGAUCGCGCGGGCGCGUCCGAAAUUAUCAUUUUCCCGCCUGAUUAAGUUUACUUGCUCGAUACACUUGCCAAGUUCAAGCGAUACCAACGCUGGAAACUCCAGAAGCUCCAUUCGCAUCUCCCAUGGCGACGACGCUGACUGAAACUUCGUCUCCUUCCUCUCCAAUCGCCAUUGGCGAUUGCGAAGUGACGAUCGAGUCCAAGAAAUUCACUCUGGAAUCUGACUCGAAAUGCCUCCGCAUCUCCGUCUCCAGAAAGGCGCAGAUCAACAUCGCAGUGAAAGGAGACGUGAGUAGGAGUAGCAACGACGAAAGUAGGCUCGCAGAAUAUAAAGGCGAGGAGCUCGUAUUCUCGGGCGAUGAAUACUAUUUUGUCUUAAUUAAUCCAAAAGAUGCUGAUUCCCGUGGCAGAUCACUGAUUCAGGAAGUGCUAAAAUUGUAUUCGAAAGAGCUACCUGCAAUGAAUUAUGCUGCUAACACAGGGAAGGAGUCGAUGUUCCUUGAACGAUGCAUAUCCAACGGGAAAUACCGCUCACUCCUUUUGAAAUCAAAAUCUUCAGAAGGUCUUGAGGAGGUUUUGGCUGCAAUUACUUAUCAAAUAUUGCCUGUCGACACACAUUAUGCUGAGAUCCCUCUUGCUGCUGUUAGUGCAACUUACCAGCAAAAGGGUAUAGGCCGCCUCUUGUUCAUGGAACUGAGAAAUAGACUUCAGAGUGUUGGAAUCUGCACAAUAUUUUGCUGGGGAGACAAGGAAUCUGAAGAGUUUUGGUUUAAGAUGGGUUUUGUAUCAGUUGCGGAGGUUGACAGCAAGGGUAGAGCUCGGAGGCUUCCAAUCAGGGCUGACAUUCGAAAAGCAUUAUGUUUUCCAGGUGGUUCAACCCUCAUGGUUUCUCAUCUUAGCAAGGACAUUUCAGUUGAUCCUUCAGAUUCCCUGAAAUUGUCUAUGAGGCAAAGCAAGAUGUUCUCCACUUUUGCUUGCGUUAAAAUACAGGGGCUUCAUCCCUCAGGAGAAAAUUGUACUACUCUCGCAAUGACUACUGGGACAGAGAAUUGUCAACCUGAAGGAUUACUGGCAGAUGGGAUCACAGGAGAAACUAUGAAGGUGGAGGGAUGUUCUCAAAAUCUUGGCAGUGGUAGGGACUUGGUUCCUUCCAACAAAGUGGACUACCAGAACAAAGAACACUGUGCUGAACUUUCUGACUGCAGAGCUCAUGGUGAUGUAGAUCACUGUCAUUGCUCUGGACAGGGCAAAAAGAGGAUAGUCUGGGAAGCUACGUUAUCCUCACUGAAGUCCAAAAAAGUGAAGGGAAGCCAACAAGCUGAUUGUCUGUUACAUUGUGAUGGAUAUCCAGUUUUAGAAAGUGAACGAAGUGAUUUUCGCUUUAAAGGAUGCUUGUCUGGAUUAUCAAGAAAUAACUUCUUAGGGGAAGCUAUUCCUAGCAAUCACAACGAAAAUAAUGCUAAAAUCACCACAUUAGACACAGCUUCAGCAGCGCUGCUCCAAAAUGAAGUUCAUUCUGGAGAAACAUGCUUCAGAAUCAUGCUGAUGGACAUUGCUGAUGAUACUAAGAAAGCCCAUCUCACAAAGGUAAUUGAAGGACUUGGGGGCGUUGUAGCUUCAGAUGGAAGCACAAGCACACACAUGGUAACUGGGAAAGUCAGGAGGACUCUGAAUUUCUGCACUGCUCUCUGCUCAGGAGCUUGGAUACUCUCACCCCUUUGGUUGAAAGAGAGCUUUCAUGAAGGCAGAUUUGUGGAUGAACUGCCAUAUAUAUUAGACGACAAAGACUAUACUCUGAAGUAUAGAUCUGAGUUAAAAGGUGCAGUUAUGAGAGGAAAAGGUAGACCUGGGGCUCUACUUGAAGGGUAUAAUGUAUGCAUGUCAGCUCAUGUUCAACCCCCCAUUAAGACUUUGACAGCCAUUGCAAUUGCUGCUGGUGGAACAAUCAUUCGUCAACUGGACAAAUUGAACGAUCUAUCAAAGACAAUUUUCAUAGCAUGUGAGGAAGAUAUGGAGGAGGCAUUGGUGGCUGUAAAGAAGGGAGCAUGGACAUUCAGCAGUGACUGGUUUAUGCAAUGCAUCAUGAGACAAGAGCUUCACUUGGAGGAGCAACAGUUUGCAGAGUCUCUAUAAGAACAGGUAACUGUAUGCCAGUGAAAUGAAAGGAGUCCUACAACUAAGAUUAGAGAUGUAAAUGGUUUUCGCUCUUUUUGGCAUGAAAUGUACAGGACUGAAAGCACCGUAUUUAUGAAUUACCGAUCAUAAAGAAUCCUUUUAUCCACAUGUGCAUUGUCUGACGAAGGACACCAUUCAAAUUGAUGUUCGGGUGUAAAUUCAAAAUCUUCCCAUAAGUAAGCCGAGAAAAUUCCUUUUACUGCAGGUUGUUUUCUUCACGACUAAACUAGAUAUCUGUAUUAUGUAUUCAAGACCGUGUUCCUAGUGCAUGUAAAUUGAAGGUGCGCAGAUUAUCU
Rhodamnia argentea is the source of this 2497-nucleotide messenger RNA. RefSeq lists its product as uncharacterized. NCBI's taxonomy places the organism in Eukaryota, Viridiplantae, Streptophyta, Magnoliopsida, Myrtales, Myrtaceae. The record is from RefSeq and is a predicted model, not a curated record. Gene Ontology annotation, molecular function: acyltransferase activity, transferring groups other than amino-acyl groups. The coding region runs from base 150 to 2159 and encodes 669 amino acids. The transcript has 14 exons.